This is a messenger RNA of Nematolebias whitei (Rio pearlfish), 4576 nucleotides long. RefSeq names its product TSC complex subunit 1b (gene tsc1b). The record is from RefSeq and is a predicted model, not a curated record. The transcript has 22 exons. The coding region runs from base 166 to 3963 and encodes 1265 amino acids. Gene Ontology annotation, cellular component: TSC1-TSC2 complex. NCBI's taxonomy places the organism in Eukaryota, Metazoa, Chordata, Actinopteri, Cyprinodontiformes, Rivulidae. Gene Ontology annotation, biological process: negative regulation of cell population proliferation; negative regulation of TOR signaling; regulation of cell cycle.
AGAAUGGGCUGUGAGGUGGUCAACAUGGCGGCGCCCUGUGGAGUGCUUCUACUCUAAUAGAGGUGCCUGGAGACUGUGUUGGUGGGUGGGCCCCAGGAGUCCUCCAGGCAAGCCAGGACUGACUGUGAGAGAAGUGCGGCCUCCUCCUCCAGCACUGCCACCACCAUGGCCCGAGAGCAGCCCAACGUGGGGGACCUCCUCCCACUCCUGGAGACCUCCGACCUCCAGCAGCUCGAAGAGAUCCGAGGCCUUAUCAACGAGCAGCUCAACACCGAGCGAGGCUCCAUGUUGCUGAACGGGCUGGUGGAUUACUUUUUGGAGACCAACUCCGCCCAGGCCAUGCAUAUCCUCUCGUCCGUCAGAGAGCCACAUGAUAAGCACCUUUUAGACAAGAUGAACGACUGUUUGACCAAACAGGCCUGCCGGCUGCCCGCCCUCAUGCUUCUUGGCCAUGUAGUCCGCAAACAGCCGUCCUGGAUCCACAAGAUCGCCCGUUACCCUCUGCUGCUCUCUCUGCUGAAAUGCCUCAAGACGGACACAGAUGUAGUCGUACUCAUAACCGGAGUGCUGGUGCUGAUCACUCUGCUGCCGAUGAUCCCUCAAGCUGGGAAGCAACACCUGUGGGAGUAUUUUGAUAUUUUUGGUCGUCUGGCAUCAUGGAACCUCAAGAAUCCAGGCCAUGUUUCAGAGGUUUACCUAAUCCACCUGCACGCCAGCGUUUACUCACUCUUCCACAGGCUUUACGGCAUGUACCCGUGCAACUUUGUGUCCUACCUACGCUCCCAUUACAGCAUGAAGGAGAACAUGGAAACCUUUGAGGAGGUGGUGAAGCCGAUGCUUGAACAUGUCCGCAUACACCCCGAGCUGGUGACGGGAACCAAGGACCACGAGCUCGACCCAACCAGGUGGAAAAAGUACGAGAUCCACGAUAUUGUCAUUGAAUGUGCCAAAGUGUCCCUAGACCCCAAGGAGGCCUCCUGUGAGGAGGGCUACACCACCAUGCCUGAAAAUUUUAAUCCCCAGCUGCACCUGCGGCCACAAGACUGUGCUUCAAGCCCAUACACCGACCUCCACAGCAGCUAUGGAAGCUCUUCUUCGACCCCGUUCUCCACUCCGCGGCAGCCACUACCCCCGCCCCUGUCCUUGCCCCCCUUCUCAGGGACACAGCCCUCUCACCGCAGCCCACAGACCUCCAGACGGCAGAACUCCACCUGUGAACUGAACUCUUCCUGCGGGGGGAAGGACCCUCUGUGGAGCCCCUCCUCUUUGUGUGGCAUGGCCACGCCCCCUUCCUCAAGGGGCAUGUCGCCCAAUUUGGAGCUCUCCCACAGUGCCUCACACCUUCCGAGUCGCUUCCACUGCACAUCAGGAGGGAAAGGAACGCCAGCCUCCAGCACACCCGCCACCUCAUCUCCACCUCCUGCUCUGUCGGACGACUUCCCUGUUAUCUCCUUACCAGCCAACACGGUCCAGUCCAGUCCUCCAAGAAGAGAUCGUCGGCAAGGAGAAACCAGCAAACCAGGACUGGUGAGACAGGAACCAGUCAGGGAUGUGGAGAAGAAUGCAGAAGGGUCCACCAACAGAGAUGCAGGACUGGCAGCGAAUGUGUCCAUGACGCUGACUGAGCUGUCGGUUUUCAUGAAGAAGCAGGAGCUGGACCUUCAGCUGAGGACAGAAAAGGAGAAAGAAGAAGCUGCCAUUACUGAGGAGCUGCUGAAACUCACUGAAGAUAAGCUGGAGCUGUCGGACCUGAGGGGCUUCGACUCCCCUUUCUUUCGCACCACCGAGACUCUGACUGGCAGUCAGAUGCAGGACAAGCCCUCCAACCCCCACCCUGGAGCCCACGUCCGAGAAACCCACCACACCGUGUCCACACCGGACAAAGCUGAGGUGUCUGCAAGCAGCAGCGGCGUCGGCAGUGAAAGAGGAGGCGCAGGAGGAGAAAGCAGGAGCUUCGCCCUGGAGCACUCCUGGUCAUUUCAGUCGUGCUUCACCCCCAUUGAGCACCACCUGCACCGAAGCUCCUCGGCCCCCGACGACGAGGUGAGCAAGUUUGGGAUUCUCUCGCCAAGCCUGUGCAGCAAGGCCCCGGUGCCCUACGAGUCGUUCUUCGACCUGGCCCUGCCGAGGGCCACCUCGUUUCUCGUGGGCCAGAAAACAGCGGAGGCGGUCAACAAGGCGACGAUGGAGAGGCUGCUGCAGCGGGAGGAGGGGCUGGAGGACGGGGAGGAGGAGGGGGUUGUGUCUGCUUCACCACUGGAGGUGCUGGAUCGCCUUGUUCAGCAGGGGAGUGACGCCCACGAUAAAGUUCUCAAGAGAUUACCUUUGCCAAGUAAGUCAGCUGACUGGACACAUUUUGGAGGUUCAGCUCCUCUUGAUGAGCUCCACACGCUGCGCAGCCAGCUGUUCCUGCUGCACAACCAGCUGCUGUUCGAGCGCUACAAGAGGGAGCAGCACGCCGUCCGCAACCGCCGCCUCCUCCGACGCAUCAUCAACGCCACCGCGCUGGAGGAGCAGAACAAUGCCAUGAAGGACCAGCUGAACCUGCAGAGCGUGGACAUCCUGUCUCUGAGGGAGAGUCUGCACGUGGAGCAGCAGCGCUACCGGCAGCUUUGGGACGACCGCGAGAUGGUGGUGACCAGACUGCACAGUCAGAUCAGACAGCUGCAGCAGAGCCGGGACGACUACUACACCAAGAACCAGGAGCUGCAGAGCAAGUUACAGGAGUGUCAGAAGAGGAUGGAUGAACUGGAGGCCGAACUCCAGAGAGCCAACAAUAAAGUCGGACACACCGGUCACCUCCUCAACCAGAUGACUGUCAAGCUGAGCAACAGCGAGAGCACCCAGCAGCAGAUGAGCUUCCUGAACAAGCAGCUGCUGCUCCUCGGGGAGGCGCAUAAGCUCUCCGUGCAGGAAUUGCUGCACGCAGGAACCAGCCAUCCAAAGGAGGCGCAGAUGCUGCAGAUGUCUCAUGUGAAGGAAGUGGAGACGCUCAGGCAGAGUCUGGUGGUCCAGGGGCAAAAGCUGGAGGCGGCGCAGCAGAGAGUAGCCGAGCUGGAGACCCACCUCUCCAAGAAGGAGCACCUCAUCGCAGAGCAGAAGAAGUUCCUUGAAGAUGUAAAAUGUCAAGCAAAGGCGGAGCUGCAGGCUUCAGACAGCAGGUACCAAGCUCAAAGGAGAAUCUCUCAGUUGCUGCAGACUGAGCUCCUGCAGCUGUACAGCCGGGUGGAGACGGAGGCUCCGGCCGGCCCCAGCAGCAGGAGCAGGAGUUCACCUGCAGGGGGCGGAGCCGACACGCACACUCCUGCUGAUUCCAGUGUCGUCGUGCCACACGGACCAAGUAGAGUUCACCCCCGUGAGGAGAGGGACAGCAGAUCACCUCACGCCUCCCCCUGGGGCAACGGCAGCACUUUAGUGUCAAAGCAACCAAAGGCAAGCAACUCUUCCAAGUCCGCGGGCAACUCCAUGAACGGAAGUCAGGACCUGAACGCGCCGCGGCUGGUGGAGCCCGCCCGGUCCUGUCCGCACGCCGACCCGCUCACGUCCCUGCCGGCAUCGGACGCGCCGCUCACCGUGGGCUCGUACCCCAGCGCCAAGAGCUUCCUGGGUAUGAAGGCUCGCGAGCUGUUCCGCAACAAGAGCGAGAGCCAGUGCGACGACGACCUGCCGCCGCGCCUGGCCGGCCUCGCCCACGACCUGAAAACUGAGCUGUGCGUGGAGUCGCCCUCCGCAAGUCACCCCGCCCUCGUCGACCCCACGCUUUCCCUAACGUCGACCUCCGCCACCUUGUCCACCAAGGAGCCUCCGUCUGAGCUGAAGCAGCGAGUCCUCAGCCAGGGAAGUCCCCGCAGGAAGGCAGGGGCGGGGCCAGUUGGAGGCAGGGGCCAGGCGGGGGCGGGUCGCCCUCGGCAGCAGCAGCUAAAGAUCAUGGACUACAACGAAACGCAUCACGAGCACAGUUAGGGGCGUGGAAACGGGACGAGACUGAGAUAAAACCACGGAGAAAAGCUACAAAUCAUCAAAAACAAGAAAAGAGUAUCAUGUUCACAGCUCGUUGGCAUUCAGUGUUAUUUGUCCCGUUUUUCUGAGUGGACAACAGGAUUUUCCCGCCCCUUUGUUUUAAAUGUAAUUUUUCUAAAAAAUACGCAAUCUGUUGUUUGAAUUACCAGGUUGUUGACGGAUAAGCUAACAGGAAACUCACCGAGUUCUUUAUAUGUGAAACUGUGACUCUUUUGUUUAAACUCAUCCAAAUUUUAAACCGCAGGAAGCUCCGGUUUUAUUUAUCCCACUUGAGAUGCCUGUAGGACACGACGACAUGAAGGAAAUUAUGUAAUUUGACGUCUCUAAUCCAGUUUGUCUUCUUUUUGGUUUUAGUUUUUAUGUGAAUUCUCACUGUAGGUUGAAAAGUGAAACUACCCUAAAUUUAAAAAAAAUGAUAAAGAUUUUAACAACACAACUAACUAAAAGCAGAAAUCUAAAAGCUGACAAAAUUAUUUGUUUCAUUUAAUAAAAUUAUCUAAUAAAUUUGCUUCGAUAUUGUUCCCGACGGCAGCUGCUAACUACGGAAGAGGAUUAG